This is a messenger RNA of Darwinula stevensoni, 489 nucleotides long. Lineage: Eukaryota; Metazoa; Arthropoda; Ostracoda; Podocopida; Darwinulidae. The record is from the annotation of a GenBank genome assembly.
AUGCCGUGUGGAUCUGUUCUACUGGCUGCAGUGGCAGCGUAUCCUUCAGAGAAGGAAGAUGAAGGGAUCCCUCUGGUAGUCGAAGCGGCAGAAGCGAAUUCUCUUUACGAUGAGGAAGGAAAGGCUAUCGUGAAACGAGGAGGCGGAGGCGGAGGCGGCUGUGGCGGAGGUGGCGGAUACGGCGGAGGUUAUGGCGGCGGCUGCGGCGGCGGCGGCGGGAAGGGCAAGGGUGGUGGUUAUGGCUAUGGUCCCGACAUCCAUCACUACCAUGUGAAGGCCAUGCCUUUCGUCGUAUACAAACACGAGUUCCCGCGAAGCGGAAGAAGGAGCAAGAGCAGCGGGAGUUCUCCAUAUCUGGCUGGAACACGAUGCAAGACGUUGUACUCUGGUCUCUUUCUUGCGGAGGCACUCGGGGCUGUUUUCCCUCACGCACUACGCUUCCACUGCUCUGUCGAAGGCUCUUCCUCUUCAAAGGGUGGUCGCUUCUGA